CUCUAACCAUUUAACCCUUGUUCUGAACCCCUCUUACACCACCUUCUAAUCCAGGCCGUCCACUGACGAUUUUCUGAUGCGUUCACCACUCGAUCUGCACUUCAUUCUCACGUUCCCCCCAACCAACUCCUGGGUUAAUUUGCGAAACUGGGGAUUCGUAUAACCCAGGGGUUAUGCCAAUGGCGCAUGGUGCAUCAGAACCUUCUCUGGCACUGGGCAAAGCACAAGUCAAGAGAGUGGCAACAAACAGGAGGUUCAAGAGCGCUAGCUCCGAAUCAAGUAGGUUGUAGAAAAGAUUCAAGCAGGGCUAAGGGGUCCAAUAUUCCUUAUUUAGUGAAGCCUAGAGGCUCGUCGUUGUUCAAGAUGUCGUGGUGUACCAUUGAGUCAGACCCAGGCGUUUUUACGGAGCUGAUUCAGCAGAUGGGAGUAAAAGGGGUGCAGGUUGAGGAGCUGUAUUCCUUGGACGUUGAGUCGCUCGAGCAGCUAAGACCUGUUUUUGGACUCAUAUUCCUGUUCAAGUGGCGACCAGGCGAAAAGGAUACCAGGCCUGUUCUUCAGGAAUAUGACAGCAAUCUCUUCUUCGCAAGCCAGGUUAUCAACAACGCAUGUGCAACUCAGGCAAUCCUGGCUGUGCUUCUCAAUCGUCCGGAGCUCGAUGUCGGUCCUGAGCUUUCCAACCUCCGGGAGUUCACCGGGGGCUUCCCUCCGGAGCUGAAGGGCCUCGCCAUCAAUAACAGCGAGUCGAUACGGACAGCUCACAACAGCUUUGCGCGGCCGCAGCCAUUUGUGAGCGAUGAUGUCAAGUCUGCCAAGGAGGACGAUGACGUGUACCACUUCAUCAGUUAUCUGCCGGUUGGGGGGGUGCUCUACGAAUUGGACGGAUUACAGAAGGGGCCGAUUAGCCUGGGGCCCUGUGGGACAAGCGAGUCAGAUUGGCUCCGUCUGGUUCAGCCCGUGAUCCAGGAGCGGAUUGAGAAGUACUCGAAGAGCGAAAUUCGGUUCAAUCUUUUGGCGGUUAUCCGGAAUAGGAAACAAAUGUACUCUGAGCAGCUGGCAAAGGCGGAAGAGAAGCAGCAGAUGGUUGAAGCGGAACUUGCUGGGGUGCGAAGCGGGGCGGACGGUAUGAGAGGCGAGGCAGAGUUGCAAGCAGCGGCUGCUGACCUCCAGCACCAGAUGGACGACUUGAGGCUUCGGAUAGCGGCUGAAGACGAGAAGUUCCAGAACUGGAGGAUAGAGAACAUUCGACGAAAGCACAACUACAUCCCUUUCCUGUUCAACUUCUUGAAGAUCCUGGCAGAAAAGAAGCAGCUUCAACCCCUCAUUGAGCAAGCGAAACAGAAAUCUAAAGGCUGACCUGUUCGAGGGGGCGCACGCCAUCAGCUUUUUCUGACCGCAAGCUUCGUCGUUUAAAAUUUUGGAAUCAUUCCUUUGGGUUUUCCAAUCUUUCCGAGG
Messenger RNA from Klebsormidium nitens, 1452 nucleotides. Lineage: Eukaryota; Viridiplantae; Streptophyta; Klebsormidiophyceae; Klebsormidiales; Klebsormidiaceae. The record is from the annotation of a GenBank genome assembly.